Catharus ustulatus (Swainson's thrush) is the source of this 8158-nucleotide messenger RNA. It is a transcript of the gene SHOX, whose product is annotated as short stature homeobox. Gene Ontology annotation, biological process: regulation of transcription by RNA polymerase II. Bases 535 to 1410 code for a protein of 291 amino acids. NCBI's taxonomy places the organism in Eukaryota, Metazoa, Chordata, Aves, Passeriformes, Turdidae. Gene Ontology annotation, cellular component: nucleus. Gene Ontology annotation, molecular function: DNA-binding transcription factor activity, RNA polymerase II-specific; sequence-specific double-stranded DNA binding. The transcript is spliced from 5 exons. The record is from RefSeq and is a predicted model, not a curated record.
GUGGAUCCGUUCUUACAGUGUUGCCACGCACAGGAUGUCCUUAAAAUUAAUUAAGUCUUCCUCGACUCUCAUUUCUGCAACCCAUUUACAGAAUGUAGAUACCUAUUUUCAUAUUUUCGUCUUCCCCCCUCCCUCCCUUUUAUUCCUCUCUCUCUCCCUCUCCCUCUCUCUCUCCCUCUCCCCCCCUCUUUUUCGCUGUUGCCUCUUUGCCUCCCUAAAUCAAGGUGCAAAGAUGCCAAAGAGUGAUGAAAUGAAAAGAAAGCCAAUUGCUGGACUGAGGUGGGGGAGAUAGCUGCUCGGAGUCCGCCUGCGACUAUGGAGCAGUCAGUAAUUGCUGGAGACAGGGAGAGCUGGGGGUUGGGCUGAGGUAGCCAUGUAUAAAUAGUGUGAUCUCAAAUUGAAAGGCAUAAAUAACAGCAGGAGUGAUCUAACCCUAUACAGCCCAUCUUCUACGUGCAAAAACAGCGUGCGGAGGACGGCCACAUCUCCGAUUGAAAACAAGUGGAUCUCUGUGGAUAAGAUCACCGGGCAGCCAUGGAAGAACUUACGGCUUUUGUAUCCAAAUCUUUUGACCAGAAAAGCAAAGAGAGCAGCAGCGGCAGUGGCAGCGGAAACAAGAAGGAGACGAUCACGUACAGGGAAGUUUUGGAGAGUGGGUUGGCUCGCUCUAGGGAGCUUGGAAACUCUGAUUCUAACCUGCAGGACAUGACCGAGAGCAGCAACCAUUGCCCGGUGCAUCUUUUCAAAGACCACGUAGAGAGCGACAAGGACAAACUGAAGGAGUUCAACACGGGCAGGACAGCGGAAGGGAUCUACGAAUGCAAAGAGAAGAGGGAAGAUGUGAAGUCAGAAGAUGAAGACGGACAGACCAAGCUUAAACAAAGGAGAAGCAGAACCAAUUUCACACUAGAGCAGCUGAACGAGCUGGAAAGACUUUUUGAUGAGACUCACUAUCCGGAUGCCUUCAUGAGGGAGGAACUAAGCCAGAGGCUGGGACUAUCUGAAGCUAGGGUUCAGGUCUGGUUCCAGAACAGGAGAGCAAAGUGCCGAAAGCAGGAAAACCAGAUGCACAAAGGUGUGAUCCUGGGAACCGCCAGCCAUUUAGACGCCUGCAGAGUAGCCCCCUACGUGAAUAUGGGAGCCCUGAGGAUGCCUUUCCAACAGGUCCAGGCGCAGCUGCAGCUGGAGGGCGUGGCCCACGCGCACCCGCACCUGCACCCGCACCUGGCUGCCCACGCGCCCUACCUGAUGUUCCCGCCGCCGCCCUUCGGGCUGCCCAUCGCCUCCCUGGCCGAGUCCGCCUCCGCCGCCGCCGUGGUGGCCGCUGCCGCCAAGAGCAACAGCAAGAACUCCAGCAUCGCCGACCUGCGGCUGAAGGCCCGCAAGCACGCCGAGGCCCUGGGGCUCUGACACGCUUCCCCCGAGCCCCCCAUCACACCCCGCCCCGGGUGCCCGCGGCGGGCGGGCGUGUGACCCGCACGGACCGCCGCUCUGCUCCCCCGCUCCUCCUCAUCCUCCUCCUCCCUGGCUGCAGGGCGAGCAGCGAGGGCUCCGGCCGCCCUGCCGCCUUAUCUCUUUUUUAUUUUAUUUUAUUAUAUAUUUUUGUUUUGUUUUUAUUCCUUUCCCCUUCCCCGAGGUCUGCGAGCGCCGCUCCGCUCGCCUGGCCGGCCCCAGGGACUCGGCGGCCGGGAGGCGCCGCGUGGCGCGGUGGGGACGCAACACACGCGAGCAGCAGGCGCGCACCCGCCAGUCAGAGACUCCUCGGAGGACAAAGUAGGUGGGAGGAGAGAGAAAAGAGAGUUAAAAAAAAUCACAAAAAGAGAGGAAAAAAAAAAAAAAGGAAACGAUCUCUAAAUUAUGUUAAUCUGUGAACAUUGGGGACACUUCGGAUUUUUGACCCUGGCAAAAGUGAUCGCUCCGGCAUAACGUCAUCUGCUGCUGUCAGUUUUGCUACCUUGUGCAUGUGUCAAACUAAACACGUUUUGAAGAUCAGAAAUAUAUUAGAACAAAACUAAACAAAACAAAUAGUAAUAAUAAUAAAUAAUAAAUCCUUGGGGCUGGUCUCCAUUAAAGAUGACAUUUCUUUGUUGCCAACAGUAUUAUUUCACUGCCAUGAAUCUCUUCCAUCACUGAGGAGCUGCUGCAGAACUGGUUUGAAUUUAAAUGUGGAAUUUCAGAUCUGAGGCAAGGCAGGUUUUUAUUUUCCUUCUUUUCUUUCCUAAAAGAUAAAAAAAAAAAAAGAGCAGCAAUAACAAAAAAGUGUGUGUCUCAAAUGGCUAUGUCCUUUGAAAGGAGAAAAAAAAGAGACAAGAACUUACUAAUUGUUAGUGAUAACUUGAAAGAUGGGAACAAUAAGAAAUGCACCUGUUUUGCCAGAAUUACCUGAACUCAAAGAGAUGUGUUGUGCCAUAGAAACAGGUCAAUUUUUAAUUUUUCCCCCCAAAUGUCUAGAUCAGAAUCUCACUGUUUUACAGGAUGUAGAAAGAAUAAAUUAUACAACAAAGAUGGACAUACGGUUUUAAGGCAUAAUACUGAUGCAGCAUUAAUUUUAGUGAAAUGCAAUUAAGUGCAGUAAAGUGCAAUACUGUAAAUAUUAUAGAUUUAAAAAAUAGCCGUACUUAUUCCGUUAUUAACAAAUUCUGCAAGAUCCAUAACUUAAAUCCUUUAUGCUCAGACUGUUGCAUUGCAGCUCCUUGCCAAAAUGACAGUCCGAGCCUUCUAGGAAUGGAAAAAGUUAUAUGUAUCACAUAUGGGAAAAGGUAGAUACUAUGAUUUCUAGUCAACUUAAUCUGACAUAUUUCUGGGAAGCAAGCUGAAAAGUCUGUAUGACACUUUCACAUGAUUUUAAGUACAAAAAACCCAACAACAAACCCAAACAAGUUAAAACAACCCAUGGAAGUGUUCUGUAGAAGAGGACAAGUUCAAUAUUUGGCCAUUUUAAUUUUUGCCUGUGAUUUGGACACCAAGUAAUAAGUUAAUGCUUAAGCAAAGUAACACUACAAAUCCAGCAAGGAUGGAGAGCAAGGAAGUCCUUUAAAUUAUAUUACCAAAGUGUCUGAGUUUACUGACCCUCCUCCCCAGUUUUACUUUUUUCUGUUAUUCACUUCUAAUUAGGUUUGGGGUUUUAAAAAAUUUUUUUGCUGGAGCAGAGAGAGGAAGGUACAAAUAGUGGUCUUGUCUUCAUCUAACAAGAUAGUUAUUUGUUGCCUUCGCUACUGAGGUCUGUGUUGAUGGAGGGUUAUCCUCUGAAUAGCACCAUUAUUAGACCUGCUUUUUAUGUCUUGUUUAGCAAUCCAUUACUAGUUUUGGCUUUUGCUGAUAUUUAUCAAAUCCAAAUAUUACUGUAGGACACAAAUUCAUACUUAGGAUAAUUUUUAGAGACUUUUCUCUUUUUUUUUUGGUGUGCGUGUUUUUUUUGUUUCCUUCAAAUUUUGAUAUUUUCAAGCAAACUAAAUUUCUGGAAUGUCAAAAUGGUACCAUUUCCCUUCUAUUUAUUAUGUGAGAAGUAGUUAAUGUCUUGGAUUUGCAGGGGCUGAUAAAAGUUGCCUGUCUUUUUACCUCUCUGUGAAAGUCUAAUACAUUUUAAAAGCAAGGCCAAAAUAUUAAGGUAGCAUUACUUGUUGCUGAGAAAUAGAGACCCAAUUUCAGGCAAUUAACAAUUUCUUAUUGAAACAAAACAUUGUCUGGAAAGUAAAAUGUUAUUCAUGAUUAUGUAUGAAAUUCUGGCUAGUAUGAGAAAUGUUUGGAGUGGUUCUAGCAUUUCUAAAAUGCAGAUCUGAAAAAUAAUAAACAUUAGUACAAAGGUGGUUUAGGUUAAAGUAAGCAACCUGUUGUACUGACACCCACAGCCAUUGAAGGAGAAUUAGAAACAUGGUAUUGAAGACCAAAGGCAUAGAGCUAUCCAUUGAAUGGGGACUGCUUGUUAUCUGUACUCUAAAGUGCUAGCCUUUCAAAUCCUCUUUUGAGAAUUUGAGAGAGGCUUACAUGAUUAUUUUGCAGUCCUGUACUGGACUUGCAGAAAGCAGUGAUUUUUACCCUCAAAUAAUUCCACAGACUGGACUUUUUGAAGUUGUAGGGUUGGGAUAUGAAUUUUCUCAGACAUCCAAGUGAGUAUUAUAGGAUACACAUACGGUAUGCAUCCACCUUGUGUGGGGAAGGAAUAACUUCCUGCCUUUUUUGUUCUACUAGAUACAAACACAGCAAAAAAAUGCCUGUAGAUUUCUCUCAGAAAUUUUACUUCUUUAUGGUAUUCAAAACACAGCGACAACGUGAAUACUAUUCCCUGCUAAGAUGAAACAAGGCUGGUAGCGUAACAUACAUCUUCCCAGAAUGAAAUAUUCUUACUUUUUCUGAGUGCUUUCAAUGAAUGUCUCAAGGACAAUCUUGCUCUCUAACACAGAAGGGAAGAAGUUGGCAAGAUUUAUCAAUUUAGCAUGCUUUGAAGGAGGUACCACAGGUCAGCCUGGGGAGAGGGGCAGGGUGUCACUGGGAAUCUACCAAGGUGAUUCAUGCUGCUCUUGCUUUUCAUUUGGCAUGAAAGGAAAUGAAAAAGUGCACUGCGUAGGGGUUAUUGCCAAAACUGGUUCUGCUUUGCUUUCUUGGAAGGGUCAAUUGCAUGAGUGGGGGUGUAAAAUCUUUACCUUGUUUUGAAUGAUGCACGCAGGUGACCUCCUCUUCUUGCCAUCUUUACAUUAUCGGGAAGAAAUGAGACAUCCUACCUGGCUUACCAUGUAUUGGACUGUACUUUUCUCUAAGUGUAAGUCACUGUGACUCCAUUCACCAUGUGGAGCAUCAGUGAUCCAUACAAGUUGAGAUUUGGACCAAAGCAUCUACUCCAUCUCUGUUAAUGUGUGGUCUCUUUUUGUUUGUUUGUUUUGUUUUUGGUUGUAAAUUGUUUUCUUAAGUAGGUUGAAGGUUGAAGAUAACAUAGUCAUUGUCCUGAGGUGCUAACUAAAGUUUAAAAGUAUCGCAAUUGAGAUUCUCAGGCAUGCUAAGCCUCAUUUACUGUCCACCAUCAUCCGACCUGAUCUUUGUGUAAUCUUUAAUUUGAGAAGUGUAAGAUGUCCAAGAUCAUCAAAACAGCAGUCACUGAGCAGAAUUUCCUUGGAGAAGGCUUUCAUUCAGCAUAUGAGGAUUGCUAAAGAAUCUUUCUCACAAGAUUUGUCUGGUAUUUGAAAAAUAACUUGAAUGAAUGCCAAAAGAAUAAUGAUGUUUAUAAGCAAGACUGUAAAAAAGGUUUCAUGCCUUAAAUGGGCCCCUUUAUGAUGGAAAGAAUAGAUUCUGGGUUUUUUUUUAAAUUGUCAAGUUAAAGUACUUAAUUAAUUUGUAUGAAAAUAACCAGUUGACUCUAUGGCUCAUUUUUAUUGACUUGAAAAUAAGUGAAAAAAAUUAUGCUGAAAGUUUUUUGCUUCGUAGGGUCAUAUAGAUGUAGUAACAUUUUGGUUAAUAACAUAAUACUUAACACUUACAUAUUUGUUCAUUUGCAAAGCACUGUAUAAAUACCUAUUAUUUAAUCCUUACCCAUUAUGAACUAGGUAAGAAUUAUUGUCCCCAUUUUUGUAGAAAUUAAGGCAUAUAAAUGGAGGGCCAGGUUCCAUCACCCAUUGUCAGCACUGAGUAUGAUUACUUUUGUUUUUGUAAUGUAGCAGCAUCCCCCAGAUCAUAAUCUGACAUGAGCUUUGUGGUGGUAGACAACCUUUUACAUAGCCAGGGCUCCUGGAAAUUUAAGCUCUGUACCUGACUUCAGCAAAAGUUUUAAAGGUCACAUUGAAUGUGUUUUGGAGGGUCAAAAUGUGCCUGUGAGUUAUUUCCACAGAACAUAAAGUUAUUGUCCAAUUCUCCGACCCUGUAUGUCAGUGGGAAUUUUGUUUAUGACUCAAUGGGGCCGAGUUGUGUCAGUGCUAAGACUAAAACCAAAUUUUCGAGUUCUCGAUGGCAUGCACAAAUUGCUAGGAAACUCUGAUUUCCAACUUCCCUUACUAUAAAUUUUUCACACAGACCAAGUGUACAGAUGUCAAUUCUUUGCAUGCUUUAUCUGCUAUGUCUUUUAGUCCUAUGUUUACUUAUAAAAUAAUAAUAAGACAUGAUUUUGAAUUGACAUAACAUUGACACAUUGGGACUGUUGACUCAAAUCAAAUAGACAUGUAGUAGUACAGAAAUCCAGAUCCCUAAGGCAAACCCAGGUUAUGGAUUUAUUUAUUUCUUUAUGACAAAAAAUACGCAUGUUUUCUGCUUGUUUAAAUGUGCUAGACUAAAUAAUUUUUUUUUUAAACAGAUUAUUUUAGUUUUUGGAGACAUUAUUGCUUUGGAGAUGGCAGGCUUCUUUCCCCCUUCAGUUUGAGGAAAUCUUUCAAAGUAUAGGAAAAAUAGAUUACACGUCUUUCUUAGAAAUCUGUUUAUUUUUAUAAUAUCUAAUCUCUAAUGAUCCAGGUUGUGUCCUUGUAACUGCUAAUUUUACACAACUCUAUAGAGUGCACACAGCCAAUAUGGUUGGAAAUUUUUUGUGUUCCUCUUUAAACAGGAUGGUUGAAGCGCCCCACUUUUCAUCUGUAAGCAACCUUCUUAUCCCCUUAUGUUGUUUUCUUUCCCUGAUGUGACAUCAUUUUCUUGGCAAAAAAGUUUUCAAACAGUUGUGGAUAACAUGGCAUCAGCUGCUCAUUCAGUCCUUUGAAAAUCUCCACUGAUUGCAGUUAGAUGUGAAAGGGCUGGAGAAGGUCUGGUAUUGCUUGGAAAUAAAUAAAUAAUAAUAACUAAAACAAUAAUGGAAAGAAGUGUGGAGUGUUACACAAUGUGCUCUCCUUCAGAGACCAGUGGAGCCUUCUGCUUUCUGCCUUGUGCUUGUAAAAUGGCAUCUCUAAGUCACUUCUUUAGAAGGUACAACAUGGGUCCCGUCAAUGUUGUGCUGUGGCUAAUUUUAUAUUGGUUAUUUUUGCUGGCUGGCUUUUCUAGCUGGGUCAGUGGAAGGCCACGGGCUUUGGUGUUUGAGGCAUUCUUCAAAAGGGGUAUGAUGCCAGAUAUCCCUCAAAUUCUUUCUGUUGGACAGAUUUGAUGCUAAAAGUUGGUUCCUAAUUUUAGUUAAUUUGCUGAUAUCAAAUAAAUAAUUGAAACAUAAUGUAGUUCAUACGCCUUAUAUUGAAAAUUGAUAUAUAACUAAAAUCAGUUGAAGAAUGUAGAAAAUAUCAGAUUUUGAAGCUGAAGAUAUUUAUUGAAAGACAAUACUUUCAUGAAUCUAGGCUUAUGGUAUGUAUUAAUUACAUCAAAGACAGGCAAAUAUCUCUGUUUCUUUGUAUUAAUGUAUAUGGAUGUUUUAUUUAUUUUUUGUUUGAAAAUUCUAAAUGUGUAUUAUUUUAAUUAUGUUGAGUGUAAAUUUGACAAUGCUUUGCAUUUAUUUUUAUAUUUUAAGACCCUGUUGCUUUUGCAAAAAUAUGAGCAGCCAGUAUGAUUUGCAGUACCGUAGCAUUAUUUUGGUUAUGUACUCACAGUGUGUCUGAUUUACAGACAUUUCAGGGAUUGCGAAAAUGAAACAAACAAACAAAAAUUCUUCAAACCUAACUCAUCUUAAAAGGUUGUACCCCUUUGCUAUUGUGGAAGAGAAAAAGAAACAAGCAAACAACCUUUUUUUAGGACUUUAUGCCAGCAUGCUCCUACAUGAAUUCACCAGACAUGUUGAGUUCCAUUUUUGGAGUGUAUUAUGUUGAAUCACAUGAUAUGAAUGUACAUCUUGUAAAAGUGAGAUAUGAAUAAACUUAUAAAUAUUUGUAGUUACGUGUUAACGGAUACUCAGAAUAACUGCUACCAAAGGGAAUAUGAAAAACAAGGUAUGUCCCCUUGUUAAAACAGAGCUUUUUCUUCUGUAUUUAAUGCAUUUUCAAGCGCCUUAUUCAUUUUGUCCUUGCAAGGAAUCAAAGCUGUGCAUCUUAUUCUGUAGCCGUUUUAUUUCACUUACAAGUCUCUCAUUGGCUUUUAUGCAAAUUGUACAGAUCAAGUUGUAGCUUAGUGAUGGUUAAUCAGAUGCUUUUUUUGUACCCAUCUAAUAAUGAUAUGAUUUUUUGUGUUGUUUUAUUUUGGUUGCUAUCCUAUUUUUUAAAGGGGGUAAUAAUUUUUCCUAGUGUCAGGGGGAAUAAAGGAGCCUUCACAGUGGAACAUCCUAGGGAUUGUA